GACUGUCCUCAAUGUCGGGUAGUGCUGGAGCCCGGAGAAGUGGCAGUGGUUGCUCCGAAGCUGGGGCCACAGACUGCCUGGCAUCCAGCAUGCUUUAUUUGCUGCAGCUGCCAGGAGCUUCUUGUCGACCUCACUUACUGUGUGCAUGAUGACCAAUUGUACUGUGAGCGUCACUAUGCUGAACAACUGAAACCUCGCUGUGCUGCAUGUGAUGAG
Gryllus bimaculatus (two-spotted cricket) is the source of this 216-nucleotide messenger RNA. The record is from the annotation of a GenBank genome assembly. NCBI's taxonomy places the organism in Eukaryota, Metazoa, Arthropoda, Insecta, Orthoptera, Gryllidae.